AUGGAGGCUGUGCCCGUGGAGGUGGCUCGGUCCGCGCAGCUUCGUCAGCUCGAGAGCACAAGCACCGUUCUCGCCGCCGCCGCCCUUUUGUGGGCCUGCUACCGAGCCACACGCUUCAUCGUUGAGAGCAGGCGGCGACGAGCGCUGCUCGCGUCGCUUCCGCCCGUCCGAGAUGGCGCGAUCGCUGUUGCUCACGAAUGCUACACAGCGACCGAGUGGCUCACCAUCGGUGGCGUGUGCUCGCUCGCCGAACUGGUGACGUCGAUCGGCGAGCGACGUUACGGGAGCAACGUGGCUGUGGACGCCAGCUUUGUGGACGCGUCGGGGCGUGAGCAAGCCCUACACGGCGGCCUGUCGCUUGAUGCACUGAGGGGUGCGCGCCUCUUGCGGAUCGUGCAGCGCGAUGGUCCGCGUGCGCCGUUCGGCGAGGAGGAGGGCUUGAUUUUUGGCGGCGGCCAGAGCCAACGGACUACACCCGCACUCCAGCACGACCCUGAGGACGACGACGACGAGCUGACGCUCAUCGGGAUGACUCCUGCAGUCGUGCCCAUCUCGCCGCUCGUCGAGUGA
Emiliania huxleyi CCMP1516 is the source of this 570-nucleotide messenger RNA. RefSeq lists its product as hypothetical. Lineage: Eukaryota; Haptophyta; Isochrysidales; Noelaerhabdaceae. The coding region runs from base 1 to 570 and encodes 189 amino acids. The record is from RefSeq and is a predicted model, not a curated record. The transcript has a single exon.